AUAACCGUUUUGUACCUAACCACAAAACAAAUUAUUACCUUCUUUUUGAAACACAUGGAAUUUAUCAUUUAAAGUGUAGAAAGUCGAUUUUCAUUCCAUUAAUAACUACUAUUUGCUACUGUAUUCUGGAAAAUGGUUCAAAACGUUCAUGGCACUUACAUUUCUGAAAAAAUUAACAAAAUACGUUGGAGACCUGAUGCUUUCAGUUAUUCUUAUGCUUUUGUAACGGGAAGUUGGGACAAUGACAGUCAGAACAGUAUUAAACUGUGGAGGUUUGAAGAAGGAGAUGACAUGGAUAUUUUUCCAUUUACCAUUCAAAGUUUUCCAUUUCAAGGAGACAUAACAGAAAUUAAAUUUAUAAAUCCCGAUUUCUGUGUGGCAUCAUCGUCCAUUGGUUCUUUAAGUUAUUUAAAAUUUACUACAGUACACAAGGGAGAUACACAGAUCACUCAAGAAAAUCGCUGGGAGAAAAUUCACAAAUUUAAGAAUAACGACAAUAGUUCCUGCACAGGAUUUGCAAGUUACAAUAACGAUAUUGCGAGUGUUGGUGAAGAUGGAUGUAUAAAUUUACUGAAUGUUGAGCACAAAAAUGUUAUUAGAUCAUUGAAUGAAGCUGAUAGUUCUUGUUUGAAUUGUGUAACAUUCUUAAAGCACAGCGAAAUAUUAACUGGUAAUUCGCGAGGACAAAUGAAGAUUUGGGAUUUACGUUCUGAGGAUGUUAAGCCCUGUAGUACUUUCAUGUUAAGCCCUGAUCAAGUCGCUUCUACUUGCUUAACUUACCACCCCACGCAGCGACAUAUAGUUAUUGCAGGAGAUGAAGAAGGUUCGUUAACAGUAUGGGAUUUGAGACAAAAUACUUUCCCAGUAAAUUUAUUAAGUGCUCAUUCAGAAAGUGUGGCUGAAAUCCAAUUUCACCCAGAUCACCCUGACCAAAUGUUUAGCUGCUCAUUUUCGGGGGAAUUAUGGCACUGGAUUACCAAUAAGUCUUCCUUCCAUGGAGGAAAACUGUUGGACGUGUCGGAAGUCGAAAUAAAUCCGUGGAGUUCCACAGAUCAGGCUAAGAAUAAGUUUGAAGUGUUCAUGCUUAUGCCAAAAUUGCAUAAACCAAUUAAUAGCAUAGAUUUAAACUACAACAGAGUUUUGUGCGGAUGUGACAAUGAAGCAUUAUAUUUAAUUGAUAAUAUCAAUAUUUAUAAUUAGAUAAUUGUAUUUGUAUUUUUAUAUAAUAAAUUCGAUGGUAUAA
Molecule: messenger RNA, 1243 nt
Organism: Photinus pyralis (common eastern firefly)
Lineage: Eukaryota; Metazoa; Arthropoda; Insecta; Coleoptera; Lampyridae
Product: nucleoporin Nup43
Exons: 4
Coding region: 133-1200 (355 amino acids)
Cellular component (GO): nuclear pore outer ring
Molecular function (GO): protein binding
Source: RefSeq, a predicted model, not a curated record